CGCCAAUUUCGUCGCGUGUCGUCGCCGUCGCGUUGCCGUCAAUCAUUUAUCGUUUAUCGUCAAUCGUUGAUCGUUAAUCGCGCAAAAUGCCGAAGAUAUUCUUGAUUAAAAAUCGACUGCAUCAGCAGCAGCAACGUUUGUUGGAAUCACAGAAUUUGCUGCAACACAAGAGCCAGGAUGAUGAGCGGUGUCUGGUGCCACCUUUGAGUCCAAAUAAUGGUGGUGGAGGUGGCAGUGGCAGUGGCAGUGGUGCCGGACCUUCACCCACACCCACACCCUCACCACCGCCCACGGGACAACCCCCGGAGCCGCAAGGCCAAGGCCAAGGCCAAACGCAGGAUCAUGAUCAACAGCCACUGAGCCUAACGCGAAAGCGUUUCCAUCAUCGUCGCCACUAUUUUGGCCAAUCGCGAAACAGCCUCGAUUUGGGACACAAUCAAAACUCACAUCAAAAUCAAAUCAAUCAGAAUCUAAAUCAAAAUCUAAAUCAAAGUCCCGCGGAAUUGGAAGUGGAGCAGCGUUCAACAGGCCAAGUUCAAAAUGAAAACUUUGCUGCCGAAUUGUUGCAGCGCCUAAGCAACAACAACACCACUAGCACCAGCACCAGCACCACCACCGAGAGUAUUGUUAAUAAUAUUAAUAAUAUUCGCAGUAAUAGCCCAUCUGUAAAAGCCACCACCUCCGUUUUAGCCACAAAAGACUGCCAAGAAAGCGCCGCAAAAGCAAUAGCAGCAGCAGCGAUAGCAACAACAACAACAACGGCAAGUAGUAGCAUACCAAAGCAGGCGCACAAAGAGGACGACGAAGAUAAGGCGGAAGAAGAAGAAGCAGCAGCAGCAGUUGCAGUUGCGAAACAUUCAGAAGCAGAGCGAGAAAAGUCGUUAGAAGUAGAAGAAAACAGGGAGCAGGAGGAGGAGGACGACGAGGACGACGAAGACGACGAAGUUGAUGUGGGUGUGGAGACACCAACGCGUCCGCGUUUCUACAAUUCCGGCGUGGUUUUAACCCAAGCCCAGCGCAAGGAAUACCCCAAAGAGCCCAUUUCACCUGGAGUUUCCCUCCUCUCCCACCGCCACCGCCGCCGACGCCGCUCCUCGCCAACUUCACCUGCAUCUCGUUGCGCUUCCGAUUCCGACUCGGAUUCGGAUGGCGGCUGCAAGCUAAUCGUGGACGAGAAGCCACCACUGCCAGUGGAUAAACCCCUAUCGUUGCGCCUGCGCAGCACACCGCCGCCGGCGGAGAAGCGUCCCAGUCCGCCGCCGCCACGUGACCCGGCGCCUGCCGUCCGCUGUUCGGUUAUCCAGCGAGCGCCGCAGGCCCAACAGCAGCAGCAGCAGCAGCAGAGUCAGCCACGUGGAUCGUUCCUCCUGCCGCCGCUCGAUCAGCUUGGACCGGAGCAGCAGGAGCCCAUUGAUUAUCACGUUCCAAAGCGACGUUCGCCGUCGUACGAUUCGGACGAGGAGCUCAACGCCCGACGCCUGGAGCGUGCGCGUCAGGUGCGUGAGGCACGCAGACGUAGCACCAUCUUGGCCGCUCGUGUCCUUUUGGCACAGUCGCAGCGCCUGAAUCCCCGCCUGGUGCGUUCGCUGCCUGGCAUUUUGGCCGCUGCAGCGGGACACGGUCGCAAUAGCAGUAGUUCCACCAAUCAGGGUUUCCAAUCCUCCGGCUUUGGCAGCCAGAGUAGCUCCAGUUCGGGCCAAGGCGGUGCGGGUGGCAAUCAGGGCGCCGGCAGUGGUGCAGGUUCGCCGGGAGCGGGCGGCGGCGGCGGCGGCUUUGGUGCCGGAGCCGGUGGCGGCGGUGGCAUGGGCGGUGGUCGCGACGGACGCGGCAAUUACGGACCCAAUUCACCGCCCACUGGAGCACUGCCUCCGUUCUACGAGAGCCUGAAGAGUGGCCAACAGAGCACGGCUAGCAACAACACCGGACAGGGUUCCAACGGCAAUCAUCAUUUCAACGGCAAUCCGGCAAAUUUCCUUUCCAUACAGAACGCCGCUGCGGCAGCGUACAUCAUGUCGGCGGGCUCCGGUUCCGGUGGUGGUGGAUCGACGGCAGGUGGUUCUAAUGGAGGCGGUGGUGCAAGUGGUGCAGGUGGUGGUGGCAACACUGGCAGCAGCAACAACAACAACAGCAAUGGCUACAUCAAUUGCGCUGCUGGUGGUAAUAAUGCGGCCAGCAAUCUCGAUGCCUAUGGCAUUAUCCUGAAGGACGAGCCAGAUAUUGAGUAUGAUGAGGCCAAAAUCGAUAUUGGCACCUUUGCCCAGAACAUCAUUCAGGCCACGAUGGGCAGCAGCGGUCAGUUUAAUGCCACCGCCUAUGAGGAUGCCAUCAUGUCGGAUUUGGCAAGCUCGGGACAGUGUCCGAAUGGAGCGGUGGAUCCGCUACAGUUUACGGCCACGUUGAUGCUCAGCUCGCAGACGGAUCACCUGCUGGAGCAGCUGUCCGAUGCAGUGGAUCUGAGCUCCUUCCUGCAGCGCAGCUGUGUGGACGAUGAGGUGUCGACUAGUCCGCGUCAGGGUGACUUUGAGCUGGUAUCGACGCCCUCGCUGACGCCGGACUCGGUGUCAGUGACGCCCGUAGAGCAGCAUGGUGGCUCUGGCGGUGGCUCCAAUAGCAAUACCGCUCAGCUGGAUGCGUUGCACGAGAAUCUGCUGACCCAGUUGACGCACAAUUUGGCCAGGAAUAGCAGCCAGCAGCAGCAGCAGCAGCAGCAGCAGCAUGUCCAGCAGCAGCAGCAGCACGUGCAACAGCAGCAACAUGUCCAGCAUCAGCAACAUAAUGUGCAGCAGCAACAGCCACCGCCCUCGUAUCAGCAUGCCACUCGCAACCUGAUGAUGCAACAGCAGCCGCAGCAUGGUGGCUAUCAGCAACAGGGCAGCAUGUUAUCGCAGCAGCAGCAACAGCAGCAGCAGCAGCUUCUAAACCAGCAGCAGUCGCAUCAUCAGCAACAUGCUGCCUACCAGCAACAGCACAACAUGUAUGCACAACAGCAGCAGCAGCAACAUCACCAACAUCAGCAGCAGCAGCAUCACUUCCACCACCAACAACAGCAGUCGCAGCAGCAUCAUUCGCAUCACCAUGGACAUCAUGACAACAGCAACAUGUCCUUGCCCUCGCCAACGGCAGCAGCUGCUGCAGCGGCGGCGGCUGCUGCUGCUGCGGCCGCUGCUGCAGCACAUCUGCAGCGACCAAUGAGCAGCAGCAGCAGCACUGGCGGUUCCGGCAAUAGCAGCAAUAGCAGUGCCGCCGGUGGCAGCAACAGCAGCAACAGUGGUGCACAAUUGAUCGAUGCCAAUGCGGCGGCGGCAGCAGCAGCCGCUUUGCUGGAUACCAAGCCACUCAUUCAAAGCGUAAGUAGUCCAUCUAAGUUACAAUCAAUCUCAAACCAAUCUCAGCAGCAUCAGCACAAGCAAAUAACUUUGAUGACAACAACCACCACAUACACUGAGUUCGUCGAAAUGGUAUCCGUGGACUGUGUGAUGGUCAAACCCGAAUUGCAGCCCGAUCCAUCGACCGAAGAGUUUAUAGUCACAGAGAUAGCAGCCGAAGAGGAGCUGCCGGCUAAGGUGGAGGCGUCAACAUCAACAUCACCACCACCACCACCAUUAACAACAACAUAUACAAAAUUGAAGCCACAAUCACCGCAAGGAAGAGAGAAGGGCGGCCGGAAGAUGCGCGGCGGAAGGGCCAAGGCUGUGGCCUAUGGUUCCACCAUAAUUACAAUGAUAUCCACCCUAAAGCCCUCGCCGGAAGUGCCGGCCACUAAGACCGUGCAUCGGACAACGUUGAGAUCCUUGGCCUCGGCGUCGGCCGCCUCAGCAGCGGGCCUAAUGUCGCCAUCGCCCACGGUUUCGGUGUUGAAUGAGUGCAAGGUUUUGCAGCGGCGCUUGGGCCUGCCGCCAGAUCUACAGCUUGAAUUUGUUAACGGCGGACAUGGCAUCAAGAAUCCGCUGGCCGUGGAGAAUGCUCAUGGUGGCCAUCACCGUAUACGCAACAUUGAUUGCAUUGAUGAUCUCAGCAAGCAUGGCCACCACUCUCAGCAGCAGCAACAGCAACAGCAGCAGCAGCAGCAACAUCCACAGCUGGGCUCGCCGCAGCAGCAGCAGCAGCAAAGUCUGCAGCAGCAGCAACAAUCUCUACAACAGCAGCAAUCCCUUCAGCAGCAGCAGCAUCAUCAUCAUCACCAUCAGCAUCAUAGCAACAGCAGCGCCAGCAGCAAUGCCAGCAGUCAUGGCUCCGCGGAGGCUCUAUGCCUGGGCUCCUCGAAUUCUGGUGGCGGUGGCGGAGGAGCUGCCGAUGAGUCGAAUGGUAACAACAAGUUCGUCUGCCGUGUGUGCAUGAAGACGUUCUCGCUGCAGAGGCUUUUGAAUCGGCACAUGAAAUGCCAUUCGGAUAUCAAGCGUUACCUGUGCACCUUCUGUGGCAAGGGCUUCAAUGACACCUUCGACCUCAAGCGGCACACACGCACCCAUACGGGUGUGCGGCCCUACAAGUGUAAUCUCUGUGAGAAGAGUUUCACGCAGCGUUGUUCGUUGGAAUCGCAUUGCCAGAAGGUGCACAGUGUGCAGCAUCAGUAUGCGUAUAAGGAGCGCAGGGCCAAGAUGUACGUGUGCGAGGAGUGCGGCCACACCACCUGUGAACCGGAGGUGCAUUAUCUGCAUUUGAAGAACAACCAUCCCUUCUCGCCGGCGCUGCUCAAGUUCUACGACAAGCGACACUUUAAGUUCACCAACUCGCAGUUUGCCAACAAUCUGCUCGGUCAGCUGCCCAUGCCUGUUCACAAUUAGGGGGCAUGGAGGAGAUAAUACGAUAUGAUGGAUCAAGGAUCAAGGAAUAAUAACCAACUUUUGUUUUUAAACACAAUGUGACUUUGAAGUUUUUUGAAAACUGAAACUGCCGCCGUGGAUGGAAAACGGAAUGGAAUUUUUGGAGAUUAAUGUAUAUUUUUCUGCUUUAGCUUGUAAGGCUAUUAAUAGUUGUUAGUCCUAAGCUAUACUCACUCACUCACUCACUUACUUACUUUGCUGUGCAAAAAGACCCUUCACCCUCACCAACAACUACAACAACCACAACAACACACCACACACUUGAACCUUAAGUUUAAAGUUUUGAUGAUAGCUUGAUAGUUUUUCUAGUUAAAUCUUGAACUUUUCGUAUGAUUUUUUUAUUUUUUUUUUAGUCAAAAAGUUUAUGCUUAGA
This is a messenger RNA of Drosophila serrata, 5196 nucleotides long. It is a transcript of the gene ovo, whose product is annotated as transcriptional regulator ovo. Gene Ontology annotation, cellular component: nucleus. Gene Ontology annotation, biological process: regulation of transcription by RNA polymerase II; epidermal cell differentiation. The record is from RefSeq and is a predicted model, not a curated record. Lineage: Eukaryota; Metazoa; Arthropoda; Insecta; Diptera; Drosophilidae. Gene Ontology annotation, molecular function: RNA polymerase II cis-regulatory region sequence-specific DNA binding; DNA-binding transcription factor activity, RNA polymerase II-specific.